Molecule: messenger RNA, 4700 nt
Organism: Vigna angularis (adzuki bean)
Lineage: Eukaryota; Viridiplantae; Streptophyta; Magnoliopsida; Fabales; Fabaceae
Product: gamma-tubulin complex component 3
Exons: 4
Coding region: 375-2912 (845 amino acids)
Biological process (GO): spindle assembly; microtubule nucleation; mitotic cell cycle
Cellular component (GO): centrosome; equatorial microtubule organizing center; spindle pole
Molecular function (GO): microtubule minus-end binding; gamma-tubulin binding
Source: RefSeq, a predicted model, not a curated record
UCUCUUGUUGUGUUGAACACAAGAGAAAAGGUGAAACCUAGUUAAUUCGUGGUCACUGAGAAAAACUUGUCAAGGAAAACAUACACUAAGAAGGGGAAAAAAUUGAUGUGAAGAAGAAAUUGAACCCUAGAGUUGAGAUUUGCAAUUUCACACUGUUGCUUUGAGAGUGGAGUUGAAUAGAGAGAUUUUGAGGUUUCAAAAAAUAAAGGGGCUCACGCCAAAAGCAUUAUUGCAUUUGCAUUUGCGUUUCAUUUCCCCGCCCAUAACAAAUCAAAAAAGCACUCCUAUUUUCCACUCAGACUUUCUCUCUCUCACUCUACAAUCCAUUGAGAAAAUUAACAGUAAAAGGAAAAGUUUGUUGGCAAAGAAGCAGAAUGAUGGAGGAAGAAGAAGACCAGCAGAAGCUUCCAGAUCUGGUGAAGGAGCUAGUUCACCGCUUGCUCUCCCAAAACCUCCCAUCCAAUUCCCCUCCUCUAAACCCUAACUCACCCGAAUUCCGCAACUCUCUCCGCUACGCCCUCCGCAUCCUCUCCAGCCGCCUCACUCCCUCCGUCGCUCCGGACGCCGCAGCCAUCGCCGACUCCAUCAAGCGCCGCCUCGCCACUCACGCUCGUUCCGCGGACGCCCUCUCCUUUGCCGACCUCUUCUCCAAAUUCGCCUCCAAAGCCCAAAGCGUCAACAACAAAUGGGCCGUCAUCUACCUCCUAAAAAUCAUCUCCGAAGAUCGCCACAAGACCGCCGCCAUCCCCGCCACCACCACACCUCUCUUGCCCAACCUCGCUUUCUCCGAACCCGCUUCGAACAAGGGCUGGAGCAACGGCGUUUUACUUGUCUCCAAGGAUCCCGAGAACCGCCGCGAAGUCGCGUUUCGGGAGUUCGUGAAUUUGGUCAAGGAAGAAAACGAGGUGUUGGAAGAGGUUAUCGUCAGGGACGUGCUCUAUGCUUGCCAGGGGGUCGAUGGUAGGUUUGUGAAAUUCGAGAGUGAUAGUAAGCGUUAUGUGAUACCCGAUUCGGUUAGGGUUCCGAGAGCCACUAGGAGUAUGGUUCAUAACCUUUGUGAAUUGGGUGUUUUGUUUCGGAAGGUUAGUGGUUACAUUUCGCAGAGUAUGGAUCGGUUUCCCAAUGAAGACGUGGGAACCGUGGGACAAGCUUUUUGUUCUGCUUUGCAGGAUGAGCUUAGUGAGUACUACAAGUUGUUGGCGGUUCUUGAGGCUCAGGCUUCGAACCCGAUUCCUCUGGUGUCCGAAUCUGCGAGUUCUGGGAACUAUCUAUCGCUGAGGAGAUUGGCGGUUUGGUUGGCUGAGCCGAUGGUGAAGAUGAGGCUGAUGGCGGAUUUGGUUGAGAAGUGUAGGGUUUUGCGCGGCGGGGCUAUGGCGGGGGCGAUUCAUUUGCACGCACAGCAUGGUGAUCCGAUGGUUCAUGAGUUUAUGAGGAGGUUGUUGCAGAGAGUGUGUUCUUCGCUGUUUGAGAUGGUGAGGAGAUGGGUUUUGGAAGGGGAGUUGGAGGAUAUAUUUUCUGAGUUUUUCAUUGUUGGGCAGCCUGUUAAAGCUGAAUCACUUUGGAGAGAAGGGUAUAGGCUUCAUCAUGCGAUGCUUCCUUCGUUCAUUCCGCCUUCACUUGCGCAGAGGAUCUUGAGGACUGGCAAGUCGAUUAAUUUUCUUCGCGUUUGUUGUGAGGAUCGCGGUUGGGCGGAUGCUGCGACUGAGGUUAUCACUGAUAAUGAAGUGACAGCAAGAAGAGGUGGUUUUGGGUAUGGGGAAACCGAUACCCUUGAGUUAUUGGUAGAUAAAGCUGCAAAAAGGAUCGACAAGCAUUUGUUGGAUGUGAUUUUCAAGAGGUACAAGUUCAAAGAACACUGUCUUGCAAUUAAGCAGUAUUUGUUGCUUGGCCAAGGUGAUUUUGUGCAGUAUCUUAUGGAUAUUGUGGGACCUGACCUUUCUGAGCCAGCUAACACUAUUAGCUCUUUCAAACUUUCGGGAUUGCUGGAAACUGCAAUUAGAGCAUCUAAUGCUCAGUAUGAGGAUCCUGACAUUUUGGAUAGGCUCAGGGUUAAAAUGAUGCCACAUGAGAGCGGUGAUAGAGGCUGGGAUGUAUUUUCGUUGGAAUAUGAUGCAAGGGUUCCACUUGAUACAGUGUUCACAGAGUCUGUGAUGGCAAGGUAUUUAAGAAUUUUUAAUUUUCUUUGGAAGCUUAAAAGAGUGGAACAUGCGCUUACUGGUGCCUGGAAAACCAUGAAACCAAACUGCAUUACUUCUAAUUCCUUUACAAGAUUGCAACAUGCAGUCAAGAUGCAGUUAGUUUCAACAUUGAGGCGCUGUCAGGUUCUUUGGGUUGAAAUUAAUCACUUCAUUUCAAACUUACAAUAUUAUAUAAUGUUUGAAGUGCUGGAGAUAUCAUGGUCAAAUUUUUUGGCGGAGAUUGAAAUAGCCAAGGAUCUUGAUGAUCUACUUGCAGCUCAUGAGAAAUAUCUACAUUCUAUUGUAGAGAAAUCUCUCCUUGGAGACCUUUCCCAGUCUCUUUACAAGUCACUACUUGUAAUAUUUGAUCUUAUAUUACGUUUUCGGAGCCGUGCAGAUCGAUUGUAUGAAGGUAUUCAUGAGUUACAAGCAAGAAUCACUGAAUCCUCCCUAUCCUCUCGAGACCAGAAUAAAACACGAUCACGAAAGCAGUUGAAUGAUAAAAAUGCAGAUACAGGAUCCUGGAUUGUUGAUGGGAGAAAAGCACUAACACAACGUGCUGGUGAAUUUCUACGAAAUAUGGGACAAGAUCUUGAUGCAAUUGCUAAGGAGUAUUCAUCAUUGCAAGAGGAAUUCAUUUCUCAGUUGCCUGUACAGCAGCAUGUUGAUCUAAAAUUUCUCUUUUUCCGUCUUGACUUCAACGAAUUUUACAGGCGGUUAUGUCCUAGCGUGUAGGAAAUUUGUGAAUAAGGUUGAGGGUCAGGCUGAGCAUUGUUUUCUCAUAAGGAUACGGCAUUGAAAGCUUUGCGACCAGCUAACUUCCAUUGUGUGUUUGAGUGGAACAAUUCUAUUGUUGCUAACUUCCUUUGGACCAAGCAUUCCAUGGGUCAUUAUUUGACCAUAGGUAGACACAUUUUGAGAUUUGCGAGAUUGUUUGUUGCAGAAAUGAAGCUAUUAAUAUUCGAUUGGAUGCACGAUGUGAGUAGUACAGACUACUUACAAAGAGAGCAUAUGAUAAGCCAAGUUGUCCAGAUGAGUAUUGGGAAAGUCGUAACUGAAGAAAGGAGUGUAAAUUGCAUAUAAUCAAGCAUCAAAUCAAGGAUAUGUACGAGGGAAUCAAAAUAGUACGCGGACAAAAGGCGGGGUUCAUAACAAAUUUUUCUGGUGACUAAAGGAUUAUAUCAACUCAAGGGUAAACUAGGAGUUCGUAUCCUUUUAGCGUGGUACCGAAUGUGUUUACCAGGCAUGCUCUUUUGAGAGAGAUGUGGACCAGGUGUCAAGUUUUAGAGGCACUUCUUUUGUUCAAGUGGUGGAAGUAAGGUGAAGUCUGUAGAAUGUAAGUUUAGCUACAGGCUCGUUAAUCCUAGCUGAGGUUAAAAUUGGAAAAGUGCAUUGAGUAUUAUUUGUAACAAAAAAAAAAACUAUUCAAGCAUAGGGGGAUAAUUUUCGAAUGAUGUUUUACGGUCUAUGUGGAAAAAGGGUCAAUAAGAAAAUGAGUGGGCAUACUAUUCAAAAUAGGAUUUAGAUGAAUGAAUUCUUGUGAGAAAGUUAAGUUAAUGCCUAUUUCAGAAGACAAUGGUAAAAAUGUGUGGAGAUUCGGGAGAAGACAAAUACAACCUUGAUUUGGUCAGAUAGGGUAAGCCCUACUGCCGGAUGUACAAGUACACAAGUAACCACUAGGUGAAAGUAAAACCAUUCAGAAAGAUUUAGAGAUCUUAGUAUUUUGUCUUUAUGUCUGAAACAUGAUUGAUAUAAAAUAUCAUGUCAACAUUUGAUCGAUGUAACCAGACAACCUCGUCGAAUAGAAAAAUGUCGAAUUGCUAUAUAAGAGCCAAAUUAGGUAAAUCCCAUUGAUAUCUACACGUGUUUCCUCUUUUAUUAGUUUGUCUCCUGUAUUUUGCUUUCACAAAACGUCAUAAUCUUUUACAUCAUAAUAACUUGUGUAAAUAAUAUCGUUCCCAAUCCUUUAAGUAAAAGGGAGGAAUAUUGACGGUAAAUGUCACCACCAAUUGAUAGAUACCUUGUAUGAAAUAACUACCUUACGAAAAGGUAGAACUGUAUUUGGAAUCGGAGAAUGUAAUCAAUAUAAACUUCGUUCUGUAAAACCUCAUUCUAUAUUUGUUUGACAUUGUGUUUCUAUAUAUUUUUUAGAUGAUGUCGGAAAAGAUUAGGAGUGAAAACUGUAAUUACGACUAUUUCAAGGUAAACUAAGAGGUGAAGGGUUGGAACUUGGUCUACCUUUCUUUCCUCCUAUGACUAUUCGUCAUUGUUACCAUUUUGGGGCUAUCACUUUCAGCCUUUAUAGAAAGGUGUAUUAUUUUUUAUGGUGUCACCAAAUAUUUGUCUGCCUUAAGUACACGUUCUCAAAUUUACCGAAUUUUUUACCAGCAGUAAUAGAUAUGACAUCAUCCUUAUUUUCUUCAGAAGGUAUCCCUUUAAUUCAUUUUCCUUUUUUUAGCAGUUUUUUUGUAGGUUUAGUUCAGUCCUAUUAUAAUGCGCCUAACAGUUUUGUUUGUUUGUACG